CAGGAAGCGCUCUGAUUGGUCAGUUUGAGCCGGGAAGUUUGCCGGCGUGCUGCUUCACAUUCAUGUCCCCCGGUCCGCUCCUGUUAACCUUCCCGUUUCUGCGCAACCUGACCCGGGACAAAGCCUCACACAGUCUGCCCUCCCCCAUAUAAGCGUGUUCGCUCGCCCUGUUAAGAGCAGCAUGUCCGAUUACGGCGGUCUGUCAUCUAACGGAGUUGGCAGUGGGGUGAAAAAAGACGCUUUUGCGGAUGCGGUACAACGAGCCAGGCAGAUUGCAGCUAAAAUUGGUGGAGAAGGUGCGCCGCCAGUGACAAACAACACAGGAGUAGAAAAUUAUCCAUUCACAUCACAAAAACGAUCCCUUGAAGGAGGAGAUGAACCAGAUGCUAAGAAGUUAGCACCACAGAGCGACAUGGAUUCAGCUAUGUCUAUUGGAGCUCAGUUAGCUGCUUUGUCACAACAAAGCGUCAGGCCCUCUGCAGUUACAGAGGAGUACAGAGUGCCGGAUUCUAUGAUUGGUCUCAUCAUUGGCAAAGGAGGUGAACAAAUUAACAAAAUACAACAUGACUCUGGCUGUAAGGUCCAAAUUGCACAUGACAGUGUUGGUCUUCCAGAAAGAAGUAUUUCUCUGACGGGGUCAGCAGAUGCCGUACA
Molecule: messenger RNA, 654 nt
Organism: Austrofundulus limnaeus
Lineage: Eukaryota; Metazoa; Chordata; Actinopteri; Cyprinodontiformes; Rivulidae
Gene: khsrp
Product: KH-type splicing regulatory protein
Molecular function (GO): RNA binding
Source: RefSeq, a predicted model, not a curated record